CUUCCGAGAGCCCCACUGGAGAGAGGCCCUCGCGCUCCGCGCAGACAGGCGAAUUUCUGUGCCGCAGUCGAUUUUGCGCUUCGAUUCUCCGCGACGCGAAGCUGGGAUGCCUUCGGGUUGCGAGCACCUGCAAUCCAUCGUGCGUCUCGGAAUUCGUGCGCCGAUUCGACGACGUCCUGUUUCGUAGGAAGUCAGGUGAAGGACUCGGCUUGCUGUUGUUCAUGGGGAUGAAUGCGCAGGCUGGCGUCGAUGAUAAGAUUUUCCUUGUAACGAUGCGAAGCUCGUGGUCUGGUAACGCGAAUGCUUAGACAGGAUUCGGAGGGCGGGAGUCUCUGAUAUGUAAGGGGCAGAAACGGGGGGACGAGCAGAUAAGCCCAGAAAUGCUUGCGUUAUCAGAGAGUUUUACCAGGUCCGUCUUGGACAUCUCGACAUCUUGCACCCCUGGAAUUGCGCGAAGUAGUUUUCCCCUUUCGUUUUGUCAUCUCAAGCUCAAACCUAAGAAGCGACCCCGCCUGUCUCUCAGGCCUCACGUCAAUGCCUCAAGCUGUGGGUGGGAUGGAAGAGGAUUUCUUCAAUCGCACCAACGGGAGAGCUGUUCGCAAGACGACAUGAUUCUUCUAGAACGUGCUCUGCUCAUACCAGAGCAUCCUCCCUCUUAGCUCAUGGAAGUAGACCUGCUGUUAAGCCGCCUGUAGAUACUAGCGACAUCGGUUUAGGGCCCUCGGUAUCGAAACCAGAUGCAGACGUCCAGCAGUCAGUGUAGCCCACUGUUGAAGCUCCACAACAAAUACCGGAAGCGGAAGAUGAUGAAAGUGUCGGAGAGAGAGAGAAACUGCGGCGCCAAAGGAUUGGCCUGGCUCACAAGGGGAAGGUGCCUUGGAAUGAGGGCAGGCAACACAGUCCAGGUGAGUGCCCUUGCAAACUCCUGAAAACAUCCCUUACCUGGAUUCAGCUGUCCAGCUGUCGAGGCACUUUGCAAUACACCGCAGUUACUCACUACUAUAUCACCCAGUCAUUUGAUGUAAUAAUGGUUGCCUCUACCCACGAGGUAAAAGGCCAGGGAAUGUUCCAAAGUCUCCAAAGCUCAAUUGUUCAUUCACCUUCCGGUGUAGAUCACAAGAUCCUAUACCUUCGAUUACAGACGGGCUUUUGCUUUUUGAGCUGUCCUCUACCCGCAUUGCGUUACUCUGCAUUACCACAGAGCCAUCCAAAAGGAGCGAUAUUGGCCUUAUUUUUUUAUUGAAAUUGAAGCAUCAAGGACAUCGAAAACCAAUGUACCAGCCCAAGUGUUUAUCGGGAGGGGUAAGCAGUCAUGAGCUCAUCCCUAUGGAUGUAGAGAAAGUAAUAGCUGAGGGCAUCGUGCGAAGUUAAGACCGCGCACCCUAGAGAUUCUACCUAAUCAUCGCGGGCACCUUUGAGAACACCCAUAAUGACCUUCUGGAAUUCCUAAAGAUUGAGCCUAAAUGACAGGCCGAACCCUUGGGAGGAUUGAGUUCAAAUCUUAUGUAAGUCUUCUAGUUAUGAGUUCAAAUCGUUCGCAAGUUUUUUGGCGUUUUUAUAAGUAAUUGUUAUGAUUAAAUAAAUGUAUAUAUUUAUUUGCGACGGG
Molecule: messenger RNA, 1606 nt
Organism: Marchantia polymorpha subsp. ruderalis
Lineage: Eukaryota; Viridiplantae; Streptophyta; Marchantiopsida; Marchantiales; Marchantiaceae
Source: the annotation of a GenBank genome assembly